Messenger RNA from Blastomyces gilchristii SLH14081, 2947 nucleotides. Its product is annotated as 3-hydroxyisobutyrate dehydrogenase. The coding region runs from base 439 to 1776 and encodes 445 amino acids. The transcript has 4 exons. The record is from RefSeq and is a predicted model, not a curated record. NCBI's taxonomy places the organism in Eukaryota, Fungi, Ascomycota, Eurotiomycetes, Onygenales, Ajellomycetaceae. Gene Ontology annotation, molecular function: NAD binding; NADP binding; oxidoreductase activity.
AAAGAAAAAAAAUAAAAAAAUACAAAGAAUCCUCUACAUAGCCAAAUUGCGCAGAUGGCGUGACGUCAAUGGAUAAACGACCAAGGUAUAUAAACGCUUGGAGGAAACCUGGGUACCCCCUCCCUUGGUCAUGGCGUUCUGUCUCAUCGCUUUCUUUGAAGCCACAGACGAUUGCUGCCCAAAGGUGCCCCUGAAAACUCUGAUGGCAGAUUCAGGCUUCGGGCUAUUGAACUGAGCGUUCGUUGUCCAUUCCCCUACAAAUACCCGUACGUUUUGCUCUUGUUCCUACGUUCACAUUUUGUGCGCACCUCACAGGAUUGCGGAUAGGAGCCAUAUAACCCCAAGUUUGAUCUGAUUCAUUUCGCUGCUGAAAAGCUGUAAGCUAGAAAACCAGAUCCAUUUGGAUUCGCCUAUUAAUUGUUUACAUCGCCACACAACAUGACGAUUGAGAAACAAUCAAUUGGCUUCGUCGGCCUCGGCCUCAUGGGCUUCGGCAUGGCUACGAACCUCGUCAAGCAAGGUUACACCGUCAAGGGAUAUGACAUUUCGGAGCCAACGUUGGCCCGCUUUAAGGCAGCCGGCCGCCAUACUGCUUCAUCUCCUGGUGAUGCGGCGAGCGGGAAUUUGUUCUGUGUUUGCAUGGUCGCUACCACUGCCCAGGCGCAAGCUGUGAUUUUUGACCAUGAAAAUGGCAUCGCGAAGGCUCUCCCCAAUGGCGCGACUCUCAUUCUAUGCUCUACCGUCCCAGCCAUGUCCGCGCAGUCAUUCCGGGACCAACUAGUGUCCAUUGGCCGCGAAGACGUACACUUUAUCGAUGCGCCGGUGUCAGGUGGAGCUAGGAAGGCCGGAGAGGGUACCCUCACCAUAAUGGCAGGCGGCUCAGACGCAGCGCUGGAAAGGGGCAAAUUCCUCCUUGAGGAGAUGUCGGAUACGCAUAAGCUGUAUCUUGUGCCUGGCGGUAUCGGCGCAGGCAGUAACAGGAAGAUGAUCCACCAAGUGCUUGCCGCCAUCCACAUCCUCGCGGCAAGCGAAGUCAUGGGCCUUGCUGCACACCUAGGAUUGAAUGCGAAGGAAGCGGCAGAGGCACUUAUGUCUUCUGAUGCAUGGAGCUUCAUGCAUGAGAACCGCUGCGAGCGCAUGCUGAUAGAAGAUUAUUAUCCGGGGUCUAGUGCUGUCACUAUUAUCCUCAAAGACGUGGCCAUCGUCACCGCCGCCGCGCGCCUUCACAGCUUCCCCACCCCCCUCUGCGGCAUCGCGGAGCAAACCUUCCUCACCGCUCUCCCUCUCGGCUUCGGGGGUGACGACGACGCCAGCCUUGUGCGCCUCUACUACCGAGACCCCAUCACUAAAGCUGACCCAAAAGCCUCCUUGAACCCGGAAAGAAACGCAGCGGCGCUCAAGCUCAUUGUCUAUUUGCUUACCAACAUCCACCUCGUCGCUGCCGCCGAAGCCAUAUCGUUCGCCCGGCUUCUCAAGGUCGAUCUGCCAUUGGUCUACGAUGUCGUCAACGCUGCGGCGGGCGCGAGCAAAAUUUUCAAACUUCGCGGCGCGGAGAUGAUGUCUGGCUUAACGGGUGGGGUAGAUGGUGAUGGGGGUAAGAGGAAGACGAUCAAUGAAGCCAUAGCGGAGCUUGCUGCCGUUGUACAGGGGGCACGGGAUGUGAAUUGCCCGCUUCAUUUGGGGAAUGCGGCGCUUAAUAUCCUCUAUGUGGCGAGAAAGCAGGGGCUGGGUGAGGAGGCUGAUUCGCAUGUUUUGCGGGUUUAUGAGCAUGUAUAGAGUGUGAGUGGGCCCGGAUCGCUGGUAGGGUGGAGGGUGCGUUCCUCAUGCUUCUCUUCUUCCCAGAUCUGCUAACUUCUAUUGCCAAACCCUGUGUUCUCUGUUUCUGACCCGUUUCGUUCCACAUAGGAACUUUAUGCAUAUAUGCACUGAUGAGUCCCCGUUAGCAUCGCAGAUAAUAGCCUAUCAAUGGAAGCUUUAUGACUUCCCUAGCCAGCCAAUUCUUUUUACCUUUUCUUAAUCUCCCAUUGGGAAUUCCAAAUAGACAUAGAUAUACACAAGAUCACCUACUUAACUACACAAUAGCGCCCAUCCAUCCAUUAGCGAUAGCCUCCAACCCACCCACCCCCCCUCAUCCCUCAGCACCCGAUGCGCCCACACCCUCCCCUCACCAAUCAGCUUCUCCGCAAUGUCUCCAAAGCGCGGAGCAAGCUCAAAAUUCUCCCGCUGAGCAGGAAAGAAAUGUGCACCUACACUGAAUUCUUCGUCGAUGGCCGUGUACACCACCAAGGCGCUGCUCUCUCGAUAUCAUCGCGCGCCAGCUGUGGGAAUUGUGUAGUCGUGUCUUUGUCGCUAGGGUGUGAGGAGAUGGCGGCGUUGCAUACGGCGGAUUUGCGGGAUGCGAUGGUGUCGUAGACGAGGUGGAGGGUGUUGUUAUUGUAUUCGCUGGAUUAUCUUGCCGGUGAUUACAUAUUCCACAAACGCGCCCUUGGAUCGGCUGCAUCUCGUUAAAGCACUGGUUUCAAUGAAGCCCAUGCAUGACUCUGCUCUCACCUGGCGAAGUUCUUAGUGACGGUGGGGGCCCGACCUGCUCGACAGAUGGUGCUGGGGAAGUGCAGCCGCAGCCGCCUACUGUGGAUUCUUCCAGGCUGCCGGGUUGAGGCCGACGUAUGUAGGGAUAUAGAUAUGUACUGUACUCAUAUUUUGACACAGGAAGAAGGGAUAAUUGACUAGACUGAGGACCCUGAAGGGAGGCCGACGGGGUCGUGUAAAUAUCCAGCACGACGAUGGGAAGGGAGAAGAAUACUAAAACUCUGCGAUUGUAAUCUUUGGUUGUUGAUUGGAAAUCAGAUCGUAUCCAUGCGCUCGUAUAUGUGCUGUACAUACGGAGUAUAUACAGAGGUUACUCCCAAAGGGUUUGAUUAGCACUAAAAAAAAUAUUCAGUUUCAA